Molecule: messenger RNA, 1408 nt
Organism: Theileria parva strain Muguga
Lineage: Eukaryota; Apicomplexa; Aconoidasida; Piroplasmida; Theileriidae
Product: Actin family protein
Exons: 1
Coding region: 214-1365 (383 amino acids)
Source: RefSeq, a predicted model, not a curated record
UGUAAAUGUACUCUUAAUAUUGUGUAAACUGAAUUUAAAAAUUUAAAAUAAUUAUAAAAAUAUAAUAUUAUGUUUAAGAAUAUAGUACUAUGUUUAAAUGUGUUACAUUAUAACCCUAUUUAAAUAUAGGAAUAGAACUAAUUUGAUAAAAUUCAAUGGAUUUAAAAUUACUUUGAAAUGUAUAAUAACAAAUGUGAAUUGAUUAUUCGAUAGAUGGCGGAUGAGCAAUGUGUAGUGAUAGACAACGGUUCAUUUUCGCUGAAAAUAGGCUUAUCUGGCAGUUACAGCCCUUCUUUCAUAGUUCAUUCAGUUGUAGGAAACCCAAGACCCAAGUAUAAACACAACUUUACUGAAGAUUUUUACUACGCUGAAGAUGUGUAUUCUAGCCUUGAGUUUAUGUCCUUGGAUCACUUGAUUGAUCAUGGACACAUUUCAGACUUUGAUAAGAUGGAAGGACUUUGGCAGUAUUGUUUCACUCGACUUGAGGUUCAUUCAGAUUGCAGACCAGUGCUGUUAACAGAAGCUCCUUUUACUAGUCCUAAGCACAGGAUAAAAUCUUCUGAAAUAUUCUUUGAGCGUUUUAACGUCGAUGAUUUGAACAUUUCAGUGGCUGGUUUACUUUCAAUGUAUGGCUUAGGGAAGCUAACUGGCACUGUAGUAGAAGUUGGUGAUGGUGUAACUCAGGUUUUGCCUGUAAUUGAAGGUUACUCCGAGCGUUCAUCAAUUAAGAGGGUGGAUUUCGGUGGCAUUGAACUUACAAUGUACUUACAAAAGAUGCUAUGUACUAGAGGAUACUGUUUAACUUCAAGGCCUGACUUUGAACUUGUACGUGAACUUAAGGAAAAAUAUUGUUUUUGCUCAUUAGAUCCCUUUACUGAUGAGAAUAGAAGUGAUUUAGUUGAAGUAUAUGAGUUACCUGACGGCAAAGUCUUAAGGGACGGGGAAACUAACGAUAUAGAUUUAUCAUUGGAGCGAUUUUAUGUUUGUGAACCUCUUUUCAACCCCUCAAUUGUCAAUAUUGAUGCUCCAAGUAUUGUUACUACUAUUUGGAACGCCAUUACUUCUAGUCCAAUUCAAGACCGUACCACGCUCACUGAUAGUAUAUUUGUUUGUGGAGGUACAAGUUUAUUUCCCAACUUUGAGAAGCGACUUCAGAUGGAGUUACAGGACAUUGCUCCGCCAGGCGGUAGGAGUAAAGUUAGAGUUACUGCUCCCCAGGAUCGAGAUACACUAGCCUGGCGUGGCGGGUCCAUACUCUCAGAGCCCAAACUUAAGGACAUUAGUGCUAACAUGUGGGUCUCAAGAUAUGAAUGGGAUGAAUCUGGCCCUGAAAUUAUAUUACGCAAAUUUGGUCUCGACAAUUAAUAUAAAAAAUACUUUUUUAAUACCGUAAUGUUUUAAUAAUAUA